This is a messenger RNA of Pectinophora gossypiella (pink bollworm), 2830 nucleotides long. RefSeq names its product dnaJ homolog subfamily C member 2. Gene Ontology annotation, cellular component: cytosol. Gene Ontology annotation, biological process: 'de novo' cotranslational protein folding; regulation of translational fidelity. The coding region runs from base 621 to 2489 and encodes 622 amino acids. The transcript has 2 exons. NCBI's taxonomy places the organism in Eukaryota, Metazoa, Arthropoda, Insecta, Lepidoptera, Gelechiidae. Gene Ontology annotation, molecular function: Hsp70 protein binding; ribosome binding. The record is from RefSeq and is a predicted model, not a curated record.
CGGGAACGGGACAGUUGCUUUCUUCAUUGAAUAAUCUAAAUAAUUAAUACGAAGUGGUGUUUUGUGGUUAAUGAUCGCAUUAAGUUAGUCGGAAGACAUUCGCGAGUGUUAUUAUAUUGGAGUAUUCAAUAAACAAAGUGUAUCUGCCUAUUUUCGCUUCGUAUCAGGAAGCCGCUUCAUAACUCAAAAGUUUAUGCGGACUUUUGAGUUAAUUCGUUUGGGGUUCGGAGUAGGAGUCUACUCCGAGGGUGGGGGCUUAGGUUUCAUCAUCAUCACCUUUCAUCAUUUCAUUAAUCAUCAAGAAAAAAAAUACGUCAGACAUGGCUGUAUGGGCAUAGUUCCCUUUGCCUUACCCUUCGGGGAAAACCAAACCAAAAAAAAAAAAAAAAAUGUCUUUGAACAAUGUCGGAUUUGUCGCGCGUUUUAAUUUUUAAUAAAUUAUGAUUCCUUUCUCUUAGCAGUUAUUAGUAAAGCUUAUUUAUUGUAGUUUUCAUUAGAGUUUUUGAAAGUGUACCGUAAUAAGCGAAGAAGAGAGUGUCACUUUCAUUAUAGAGGUGUUUACCUCCCUUAUAGGUUAUGUUCGCAUUUGGUCCAUAUCGUUUAGUUAAAACUAUUAGAAAAUGACUGAAGGAGAGAAUAGUAAUAAUUGUCGGGUGGUGGCGAUAUCACAGUUGAUCGUCAAGAGGCAGGUGGAGUGCGCGGGGGCGGCGUUCCUGCGCUAUUAUAAGAUCAAAUGUCACGGUGAAGAUGCUCUCGAAGACACGAGUAACUCCAAAGAAAAGGCAGAGGAGGUGACCUUUGACGAUGAUGUGGAGUACUUGCGGAGCCUCGAUCCCAAGGACUGGAAGAACCAGGACCACUAUGCUGUGCUGGGUAUGAAAACCCUCCGUAAUAAGGCCACUGAUGACGACAUAAAGCGCGCGUACCGUCAGAAAGUAUUGAAACACCACCCCGACAAGCGGAAGGCACUCGGAGAAGAAAUUCGCAGUGACGACGACUACUUCACUUGCAUUACCAAAGCUUAUGAGAUCCUCGGAACUCCAGUCAAGAGGAGAUCAUAUGACUCCAUUGACCCCCUAGUAGAUGACAACGUACCGACCCCUGCCGAGAUCAAAAAGGAAGGAUUCUUCAAAGCUUUUGCAAAGAUUUUUGAAAUAAAUGCACGAUGGUCUGAGAAGAAGAACGUGCCUUUGUUAGGUGAUGAAAAUAGCCCCCGUGAGCAGGUUGAGAGGUUCUACGCUUUUUGGUAUGAGUUUGAAUCUUGGCGCGAAUUCUCUUAUCUAGAUGAGGAGGAGAAAGAGAGAGGAGCAGACAGGGAAGAGAGGAGAUGGAUAGAAAAGCAGAACAAAGCAGCAAGAGCUAAGCUAAAGAAAGAAGAAAUGGCCAGGAUACGUAGCUUAGUAGAUCUGGCUUACGCCAAUGACCCAAGGAUACAGCGCUUCAAACAGGAGGACAAAGACAAGAAACUAGCUGCCAAACAAGCCAGAAUGAAUGCAGUCCAAGCCAAGAAAGCUGAAGAAGAGAGACUCAUCAAGGAAGCCCAGCUUGCCAAGCAGAAGGCGGAGGAGGCCGAGAGGGCGCGCAUCGAGGCCGCACGGGCCGAGAGGGAACAACAGAAAAAGAACCUUCGCAAGGAACGUAAAGCUCUUAGAGAUAUAUGUAAAACUAACAACUACUAUGCACAAGGUGAAGAUGAAACAGUGUCGCAUAUGGCUGCCGUGGAGAAAAUAUGUGAAAUGAUGAAAGUUGUGGAACUACAAGACUUCAUGAAGGACUUGGAAGCCAACGGUAGAGAAUCUUUUGUCAAAACAAUGAAAGAAACAGAAGAAAAACUAGAAGCUGAACGUAAGGCCCUGUUUGAAAAUAAGAAAGCUGAAGAACAAAAAGCCAAGAAAGAUUCCGCAUUGCGUACACCAAUUGAAUGGACCGUGGAGAUGACACAGAUGUUAAUAAAAGCUGUAAAUCUUUUCCCGGCUGGGACGAACCAGAGGUGGGAUGUAGUAGCCAACUUCCUAAACCAACACUGCACUUUCACAGAUGAAAAACGUUUCAAUGCAAAAGAAGUUCUCAACAAAGCAAAAGAUCUGCAAAGCUCAGAUUUCUCUAAGAGCAGCCUAAAGAAAGCUGCAAAUGAGGAAGCCUUUGACCAAUUUGAAAAGGAGAAGAAGAAGAUGGCCAACCAUGUUGAUGACAAUAGUAUAUCGAAGAGUGAUUCAGCUGUUAAACUGGUCAAUGGCACAGCCAAACCGAAAAUGAAUGGAGAUGUUGCUAAGCCCGAAAAAGACACAAAGGAAGAUAGACCGUGGACUAAAACAGAGCAGGAACUAUUAGAACAGGCCAUGAAAACAUUCCCAUCUAGCACAUCUGAGAGAUGGGACAAGAUAGCUGAUUGUAUCCCGAACCGUACCAAAAAAGACUGCAUGAAACGAUACAAGGAGUUAGUAGAAUUAGUAAAAGCAAAGAAACAGGCUGCUAACCUAUCCAAAUAGCGUCCGUUGGCCCAUAGCUUUGUAAAAAGUUAAGCAAAUUGCAUAUUUUUAUGGGAGAGGAUAAUUAUUGGCGUUACCUACUACUUUUCUACCUAGAGGAUUAUAUUAUGAACCUGAUUACUACUGAACCUGCCAUAACUCACUGCUACACAUCCCACAACCACAAUAACCCACGCUGAUUAAUUGGAACUCUCUUGUGUAUGUAAUAUAAUUUUACCUUAAUUUUAAAAUUGACGUAAACUGUACCAUCUUCUGUUGAGGACACAAUUAGACUCUGUGUGUGUCAUAUUUUUGUAUUUAUUUUUGUUUAACGUGAUAAACAUAGUCAAUUUCAAAUUGAA